This is a messenger RNA of Heterocephalus glaber (naked mole-rat), 3346 nucleotides long. Lineage: Eukaryota; Metazoa; Chordata; Mammalia; Rodentia; Bathyergidae. The record is from RefSeq and is a predicted model, not a curated record.
UGCUCUCCAAAGCAAUGAUGGUGGAUAAUGGUGGAUAAUGAUGACAGCAAGCCAGGCUUGAAGAAGGCUGACUUGGCCCCUGCUUUAGUCCUUCAUGGUCAUGAGUUAGACAAGCAGGUGGCUCUGAGCACUGUGGUCCCGUCUGUAAAAGAGAUUCCAUCAGCAAAGGCAAUCUAAUUGGGGCUUAUAUUUGGCACCCUUUACCCUGCAUAUUAUUCUUACAAGGCUGUGAAGUCAAAGGACAUUAAAGAAUAUGUCAAAUGGAUGAUGUACUGGAUUAUAUUUGCACUUUUCACCACAGCAGAGACAUUCACAGACAUCUUCCUUUGCUGGUUUCCAUUCUAUUAUGAACUAAAAAUAGCGUUUGUAGCCUGGCUGCUAUCUCCCUACACAAAAGGCUCCAGCCUCCUGUACAGGAAGUUUGUACAUCCCACGCUGUCUUCAAAAGAAAAGGAAAUCGAUGAUUGCCUGGUCCAAGCAAAAGACCGGAGUUAUGAUGCCCUUGUGCACUUUGGGAAGCGGGGCUUGAACGUGGCAGCCACAGCGGCUGUGAUGGCAGCUUCCAAGGGACAGGGUGCCUUAUCAGAGAGACUCCGGAGCUUCAGCAUGCAAGACCUCACCACCAUCAGGGGAGACGGUGCCCCUGCUUCCUCGGGGCCCCCUCCGCCUGGGGCUGGGAGGGCCAGUGGCAAACACAGCCAGCCUAAGAUGUCCAGGAGUGCUUCUGAGAGUGCUGGCAGCUCAGUGUGUACCUGCUGCUCCACCUGCCGGACCCAGAAAGUGGUUGAGGGAGAUGUGAAUGAGGGUGGUGUGAAGGCCUGGGAGCCCCGUCAGGUCCAAAACCCAUUGGCAUUUUCUGACGAGGAGGAGGAAGACCUGCUGGAUUUCAUGUACAAGUAUAAGACACUGAGAAGGACGGAGUUGCCCCUGGAGGCACCGCCUAGAAUCCUUCGAUCUCGCUUCAGGAAGAAAAGUACCUCAUCCUCAGCCAAUGAAACCACGUGAGAUGAGCCAACAGCAAGGGAUCCACAGAAUGUUUCUCCUCUGCCUUAAAGAGCUAGUCACUAAUUACAGAAAUCUGAAGGCUGGGUGUUCUUUGAGUGUGUAGCAUCACUGACAUGGCCUUUUCUCGCUCCCCUCUUCCACCUUGAAGAAUUUAUGUUUUCCUCCCUUCUCUUUAUUUUGCUGAGAGACUAAAGGGAAAGGUGGUGGUGAGGGGUGGUGACCUUUGAGUUUUCUGAGGUUAGUAAUGUUCCCCAAUUGGAUCAUCAUUACAGACAGCAGUAUUUUUAGAAAUGGAAAUCACCCCUUUGCUGCUGACAUGUACAUUUGUAAUUUAUCUGUUCCAUAUUUAGUUUUUAGUCCUGUAAAUGCAAAAAAGCAAUUUUUUAAAAAAACACUUUUUUGUUUUUUGGUACUAAUACUUUGGACUAUGAUGUACAUAUUUAUGGCUUUUGGCUUAAUGAACUUGCAAGGGCCGCCAAAGGUUCUAAGUGAGAAAACUGCAAAAACAGAAAUAUUAAAAAAAAAAAAUUUGAUUCUAGAGUGUCUCCAGUGUGCUUAUAAAGCUUCCAAAUCCAGCUCCAGUAAAGCAUCCCCUUUCCCUCAGGAAGAUGCUGUCUGUAUUUUUCUAGUGGUUGUGUAGUCAACAGACCAGAGACCUCGGGAGUAGAGAGAGACAUUAGCAUCAGGGAUGAGUGUUAGUGAGUGAUUGGGAGGUCACUGGAAGCUCAUCUCCUCCUUGGAUUCAGGGUUUGGAGCCUUUGAGCCCUGCCAGAGUCUUUAAUCCUGCCUCAGGCAAGUGACUCACCCUUGGCAACACUUCUUAGGGAUGGGAACUCAGAAUUGUUAGAAGGAUCUUGAGCAUUUCCUCUUGCCACGUGACUCUUUCUCCUUCAAAGUGGCCCAUGCUGCAGCUAAUUUCCUCAGGUAGAGAAGCCUAAAGUCUGAGCACUUUGUUUCAGAGAACACUAAGCAAAAUGAAACAGAACAUCCCCACAAAAAGCUAGAACUAUGCUUUGUUUCAGGUAUGUUCUGAAAUACAUGAGACACAUGUAGAACAACCCAAAGGGUGGGUUCUGGAAGGUUUUAGAGGUGGAGAUCAUUAUAGAUAAUGAUCAGGUCCACGGCCAGCUGUGGCUCACACCUUCUGCUCCCUUCCUGGCUUGUGUGGAGUAUGAAUGGGAAUGGACUCAUGCUCACAGGCACUCGGGUCUUUGGAUGUUUUCUAUCAGCCAGGAUUGCUUAGUAGGGGAAGAAAGUACUGAGGGGACUUCUUGCCAAGAUUGAGGAUUUUAUCUAAGAAUAAGAAUCUGAUUUAGAUGGAUUUGUAGUCUGAGGUAGCUGCCCUCCCCUCUGAAAGCUGAGCCAAAAUGUAGGACCAGUAUAUUUGUGCUUAGAGUUGGUGUUUUCUUUCAGUGUACUGCAUGCAGUGGUCACAAACCAGGUACUCAUAAUAUUUGGAUUGUGUUUGUUCAUAGAUACUCCCCGAAGACUAGAGAAGUAGUGUUAUAUACUGUAUAGAACUCACUGUCCACCGACUAAAAGCAGGCAGGCCCAAUCAAAACUGUCCCAAUACUGAGCUACGCAAACAUGCAUUGGUGGCCUUUGCUGAUGACACAUUAGCUGGAUUGAAGCCACCUUACAAAGCGUUUUAGUUGAAGUUGAUUGUUGACAGAUAUACAUAUUGAAAUCCCUUCUUCCCACACUUCACCUGAAGGUGAUUUUGUAAUUUACAAAAGGAUUUAGGAAAAUAGAUCUAAAAGCAAAUUCAUGGUUGAGAGGGCAAAUAGAAGCUGUCUGUUCACUGUACCCCACACCCACUGAUACUUAAACCCAUUAGAGAAGGCAGAAAUCCUGUUCUCUUCAAGCUCACUAAAUAGUUACAGAAAAGGAAAAAUAUACUCCUUAAAAUGUAUUUAUUAGUUGGACACACCCAGAACUAUCAGAAACAAGUGCAAAAAAGCUUAAGAGAAGCAGCUUUUUAGUAAACUUUUGUUUUGCCAAAAUAAAAAAUGCCUUUAGCAACGGAGUUCACCAUUUUACAAUGGAAAGUUAUAACAAAUCCAGGCUGUUUGUACUCAACUAUGCCAAAAAACCCAGUUUGAAGCACUCUACUCUCGGACAUGCUGUAUUACUUAAGAUUUUAAAAUAUAAGGUAUAUUCAAACUUCUGUCUUAAUGUAACUUUUUCAUUCAUGUGUUGAUUAGGGCGUGGUUUCUCUCUUGAAGACACUCACUGUACAACUGAGAGCAGCUGUCAUAUUUCUGGCAAAAUGUGUUUACUUAUCCAACAAGCUGUAUAUUUGUGUAUGGACAGACAUAAAAUGUGAAUGCCUAUCAGUGUA